This is a messenger RNA of Triticum aestivum (bread wheat), 1527 nucleotides long. RefSeq lists its product as uncharacterized. Gene Ontology annotation, biological process: protein phosphorylation. Gene Ontology annotation, molecular function: protein tyrosine kinase activity; ATP binding; protein serine/threonine kinase activity. The record is from RefSeq and is a predicted model, not a curated record. The transcript has 7 exons. Bases 1 to 1527 code for a protein of 508 amino acids. NCBI's taxonomy places the organism in Eukaryota, Viridiplantae, Streptophyta, Magnoliopsida, Poales, Poaceae. Gene Ontology annotation, cellular component: plasma membrane.
AUGGCGGCGGAGGGGGAGGUGUCGGGAACACUCGAUACCGCCGACGUGAUGAAGAUGGACGAGAAGGAGAAAACUGGAACACUCGGUGCCGCCGACUUGAUGAAGGUAGACGAGAAGAAGGAGAAGACUGUGGCGGUGCGCUCGGGGUUUCUCGGCGGCGGCGGCAAGGAGGAGACGUACAUCCGGGCCGACAUGAUCGACCUCGAGAACCUAGACGUCGAGAUGCAGAGGGAGUCCAUCGCCAAGACUCUGACUCUGGAGAAGCAGCGCCACAAGGACAAGGAUCAGCCCAUGGCGCCCUGGGAGAUCGACCUCGCGAAGCUAGAGGUGCACCACCGGAUAGCACCCGGGACCUUCGGCUCUGUGUAUCGCGCCACCUACGAAGGACGUCCUAGACAUUUUCGUGGCAUACCAGAGAUUAUAGUUAAUACUUUUUGGCGGGGACCAGAGAUUAUAGUUAAUACUUUUUUCCCGUGCGUGUAUGAAGCCAAACUAUUGGAUUGGGGAGACGAUGGAGUUAUGCCAGAGACUGAAAUUGCUAUUCAGCGCGAAGCACUGAGUAAGGAGGUUGUUGUCUGGAAGGACCUCGACCACCCAAAUGUCACAAAGUUCAUUGGUGCAUCAAUGGGUACCAUUGACCUUAGUAUUCCAGCUGUGAGCGGGGAGUGUAGUGCACCCCCUGAUUUUCCAGAGAGUGCAUGUUGUGUCGUCGUUGAAUAUCUCAGUGGAGGAACACUGAGACAACAUCUAUAUGCGAACAGGGACAAUAAGCUUACAUAUGAAGAGGUGGUUGAGCUCGCAUUGGAUUUGGCUAGAGGAUUGGCCUUUGUGUCAAGCAGCAUAUUCGAGGCGCGUGUGUUGAAGGAUAUCAAAGCCUCUGUUCUAGGAGAAACGAAGGCUCAAAAGUCUUCAGCGUAUGGAUCUUCACGUGGCACAUGGAUGGAUGGGUUUUGGCUCUCGUCUCGUGGAACUCAAGCUGCAGAAUGCCGAAAAUAUAAUUAUACUGUAUUUCAAAACCAGGAACAACCGAGCUUCUCUCACGUACAGAUGCAGUGGCCUCGGCUCAUUCAAAAGGAUAGAUCCAUCACCCAUGUGCAACUUGUAACUGACUGCGAAGCUAUUGUUUCAGCAUUAGAGAGAGUUAAGGAGCAGCGUUGUGCUCAACAGCAAAUCUUCCGGGAGAUGACGUCUACCCGCAUGCUGAUGACACUAAGGAGGUGUAACGGGAAAUUUGACAAUGAUGACUCGGACUUUGAAGGUGGUGUGGUGACACAAGAGGUCCCAGUUGAGUGCUACCACCGGAAAAUAGACAAGAAAUUCGUAACCUUUGAAGGUAGCAUUACUGGAAGGAGGUUUUAUGGAUGUGGUGAGGAAAUUGACAUUAUGGCUAUGUUCGAUGGGUUGAUAUGGAGUAUCCUGAAGCUACUAAAAAGGCUUCAGAGAAAGAAAACCUCGCAUGGGAGUAGGGUCCCAACCCCAACAACCACGGCAGCCAUCCAAUGGUGCGCGCGCAAGGAGGGGGGAUGA